AUGGUAUGGACACUUCUUCUUUUUAUUUGCUCGUUGUCCCUAUCAAAUGCAGGAACCCGCAAAAUAAGUGAUGUUUACUUACUAUUACCACAAACGCUUCAUGCUCCAAACGCUAGACAUGUCCAUUACAAAAUCCAAGCUUACGAAGGAUGUUAUCGCUGGAGCACGGCCAAUCCAAAAGUAGUCGCCCUUACAGAAAUUCCUGGUGGAAUAUUACCAAUGAACUCAGAAGGUUCAGAUACAAACCUUAUGCGAGAUUCUUAUGGGAAAAAUUGCUACCCAGAAUCAGUGUUAGAACCUGUGGCUACUGUAGAUCGCCCGCCAGUCACUCUCGUUACUGCAGCUGAUCAAUGUAAGAUUUUAUAUAGUAAAUAAUGGCCAGAUCCUCAAAUGUGAGGUCAAGGUAGAAAAAAUUGUUCGCUUACCCGUCCAGGUUAAUAAUAAACAUAAGAUCGUGAAUAUUAAAAUUCAUAUUUAGCCUAUCUGCUUUAAUUUUAGGAUAUAAAUAUAUUAGGAAAAAACCCCAAAUUUUUUAUGAUAUAAUUUAUUUAAAUAAUAUUCAAAUCAUUUUUAAAGCAAUAAAAUAAAUUUGCUUAAAUAGCUUGCUCAUUAUUAAUAGAAUAGUUAGAGAUUUUGACCACAGUCAAAAGUUUCAGAGUCCAAGAUCAUCAGCGACUAUUAGCACAAGCCUAUGAUGCCGAAGGCAACGUGUUCUCCAGCUUAGAAGGGCUUCGCUUCAGAUGGCAGAUAGUCUCAGGCUCUGACGCUAUGGGAAUUCCACGGCUUAAAGACUCUUUAGUCACUUCAAGCGAAGUCAGACGCGAAAUCGAGAACUCAAACUACCAAAGUGACAUCAUUCUUGUCGAAGGCAAGUCUACUGGCAUUGCAAACAUCACCCUCAAGAUUGAGGAGCCUGGCUACGAAGACAUCCCAGUGGCUUGGACCAUUAUUUCUAUCUCUGAGCCAUUCACAAUAAUCCCUUCAACUGAAAUCAUCGUCCCAGUCAGAUCAUUUGUUAAAUACAGAAUUUUCAAGGUGUUCGAAGGGAAACUCUACAAAGAAAUCGACCUGCCAAGCAAAGAAUUCAAGUGGUCGACGCCUUUUGCUAAGCUUUUAGAAGUAAAAGACUCAGGCGAGCUUUUCACAUUAGACGAAAAAGGGAUUGGACAUAUAGUGGUUCACGACACCAAAAUAGAAAGCAACACCCUUCAAUGCGAAGUCAACGUGGUAGCCCCUGACAGGAUGGUUAUCAUUGUAGAGCCUUAUAAAGCUGAAAGCCCACCUAAACGAAGCUACAAUGCAGAAGAAUUUUUAGAGCUUUCUAACCCUAAAGAGUCUCCAAAAUCUAACUGGAAUUUAAUUUCAGGUCAAACUUAUUCAUUAAAAAUCAAGCUUUUUUGGAGGAAUAAAGAAAUUUUGAUACCAGAAAACGCGAAUUUCAAGGUCACUUUUCAGCAGCCGGAAUUUUGGGAUGUUACUUCAAAAUCUCAGAAUGGGGACCAUUUGGUGGUGAUACCUAAGCUAGCCCCAGACUAUGUGAAUAAUAUUUUGCCUACCAAAAUCUAUGGGAAGCUGGAAGUAGUUAAAAGCAGAAAUUCCAAGCUUCAAGACUGGAUCCCAGACCCAGCUAUUACUGAUACAGAAGAUGUGACAAUUUUGAAGCCUGUCAAAAUUAUUGAAGAAAGAAGACCUGUCUUGCUUCCUUAUUUCGCAGUCCUUACCCAAGCACCAGACAGAAAAGGACAUCUCGCACAAGAAUAUAAGCUAAAAGUCCAAGGUGGCUCUCCUUCUUUACAAUGGGAAACCAGCGACUCCUCAGUUGCCUCAGUCACUCCAAAUGGCAUUGUGUAUGCCCACAGACUAGGAAAUACUAUUAUAUCAGUAAUAGACGCCAGCAAUAAUAAUAACAGAGACUCUAUCUCAAUAGAAGUCGCAAUGGUCGAAAAAUUGAUUUUUAAAGACGACAGAAAAGAAAUCAUAAAAGACCACUCUGAGGUCUCUGAAAUUGUAGGACUCGCCUCACAGAGCCGAAAAUUCCAUAACUGCUCAUCAAUUUACUUAGACUGGGAAGUCAGAAAAGGCCAAGAUAUAGUAAAAGUACUUGAAAAAGGCACAGUCACAGAAAAUAAAAGAUUUGAUGGAGUUUGUGAAGUAAGAGGACUAGGCGGGGCAAGUGAAGGCCAAGCGCUAUUAAGUGUAAAAUUGAUACAUCAAGCAACCGAAAUCAGCUCAAAACAGCCAGAAAUAAGGCUUAGCUCAGAAGAAGGGAGAAUUGGAGUUUUCCUUCCAUUGUCAUUAGGAAUUCAAGAAAAAGUGGAGGUUUCUGGGAAUAAUAUUACAAGGACGUUUAUUUAUGAAAAAAAUGCCAUUGUGCUGACACCUGGGUCGAGUGCAGCAAUUCCACUUGUAGGAGGUCCUUUGCCAUGGGACGAUUUCCCACAAUAUUUCCAUGAGCAAGCAACUGAUGAGCAGCGAUAUCUAAAUAUUCAAAUCCAAAGCAAAAAGCUGCCUAGAGACAGAAGAACAUUAUACGUAGCCUGUCCUGCAGGAGUAAAAAACAAAGAUUUCUCAGUCCAAAUAUCAGUUUACAAUGAAAAAUUUGAAGAACUAAGAGCUCCUGGUCUCUCCACACUAAGCUUAGCAAUUGGCUGCUACCUACCUAACGCUAUGACCCUGAAUUGGCUUAAUGACAAAGACUACCUUUCAGACCUAAAAUGGAAAGCUCUGCCUACUUACUAUGACAGAUUCAAUAGAAAGCUUCCUUCAGCCUUCUCUGAAGGCUACUGGGUGAUCCUUCACAACCAAGAACUUAAAGUAAACCUAACUCUCUGGGACAAUAAAUCCCGCCUGUUCUACAACUUCUCAAGCUCCAAUUUAGAAUGGAGUUCUGACAAGCCAGAACUGAUUUCUUACCUUAACUACGAAAACCCAAUCCACCAAAAAGCUACUUUAAUUGGUAUUGAUGAAGGCCCAGUCACUUUAGAAGCAAGGAUAAAUAAACUGCAAGACGGGACUGUUCUUUAUCCAUCAGUCUCAGCAAACCUACACAAUGAAGUUGUGAAAAACGUCGAAAUCUCACCAAAUUCGUACUCUUUGUACCUCCACAAGCAAAAUGUGCUAGAGCUGUAUAUCAAUUAUGGCUCUGGACUAUUUGAAAUUUCUAGCAAUUCUUCUGAUAUUAUCCAAUACGCCUAUGACGGGUAUCGAAAAAUCUCAGUAUUCCCUAAGCGCUCAGGCAGGGUCAGUAUAAGAGUAGACGACAAAGGACUUCCAGGCUCCCUCCCUGCAUUUUCCAAUAUUCUUGUAUCAGGCUUAGCAGCAAUGGAGCUUAAAGAAGGCGGAUUAAUCCAAGUAAACUCCACAAUUGUGCUUCAGUUAACUGCUUUAGACUCAGAAGGCCGCCCAUUUAACUUAAACGAGCACAAAUGGAUGAAUUUAGAGCUCCAAUUUGGCUCAAGUGACGCAUUUAAAGUGAUCAGUGUUUCUGACAAUUUCUAUGAAUGGGUGCUCAAAGGAGUCGUUGUAGGGGAUUUCCAAGUCUACGCAUAUGGUAACAAAAUGAAGAUUGGUGACGAUACGUCUACACAAAGGAGUAAUAUUGUCCUUAUUGACGUAUUUCCACCGUUAGAGAUAAUCCCACCUGAUGUACUUUUAUUGCCUGGGUCAAAAUAUACAUUAAAUUACAGAGGUGGCCCUGACCCUUCAAAGUAUACAUUUUACCAAAUUUAUUUGAACUGGAUCAUGACUGACGAUAAAGUCGCUAUUAUUGACUCUACUACAGGUCUUUUAACCACGCUAAAAGUAGGAGAAACACCUAUUAAUUUACAAAUGCUGAGGAAACGAGAAGUCCUUACCCAAGCUUUUGGAAGAAUCAGAGUAAAACUUGCUACAAGUGUAGGGAUUUUAGGUAUGGGACCUGGAAGAUCAGUCUUAAAAGACAGCGCCACAAGGCUAGUAGCUGUAAUAUACCAUAAUGGCGAAACUUUUACAGAUGGGAACACCAAUAUUGACUAUACUUGGAAAAGCAACAGCCCAACUGUAUACUCUAUUUUCCAAGAAGGUGACGACAUCGGCAAACAAAUAGCAGUAACUGGCUUAGCCUUAGCAGGUGGUAAAAGUGAUAUCACCUUACACGUAGAAAUCCACUACCCUGCUGAGUACAAGGGAAAUGAACAUCUUUUUAACUCAAAAGUGACGGCCUCAGUCGACCAAAGCUUGAUCUCCCAAACUCCAUCUCACCGUUGUAUAUCUUAUUUAUCCUAUGACUGUCAAGAAGAGUUUUCUAGGUGGAUGGACUCAACCAUUUUCCUUAUGCCAAUCUAUUCUCAGUUUAAGCUGCCUUCUAAUAAAGAAGACAAAGCUACAUUUAGGUGCCUUGAGUGCAGAGAAGAGCUCAUAAAAGUAUCUGACCAAGGAGUAGUCACAGCUGGGUCACAGAAAGGAGAAGCCAGCAUUAUUAUCCACCAUGCCAGGGUUAAAGGCGAUUUUCACCCAGUCAAUAUUGCAGUCACUGAUAUUGAGUCCAUUUUGAUAGACAAAGCUUAUUUGUCAAGGUCAAUGGCACUUGGCUCUGAGCUAGAGUUUAGUGUGAUUUGUCAAGAUCUUAUGGCAAGGAGCUUCCCAGCUGGAUUUGAAUAUGGGGUCGAUAUUGGCUUAGAGGUGUCAAAUUCAAGGGUGGUGCAGGCAUCAUUAGAAAAUAGAAAUUCCACACUGAAAAUUAGGUCACAGUAUGUAGGAGAUACCCUUGUGAAGGUUUUCUUGAAUAGCAACCCAUUAGUGAAAGAUAUCAUUUUGGUAUCUGUAAGCUCAGUUAUGAGACCUGUCGCCCCUGUUUUGUUACAUUUAGGAGGAGAAGUGCAGUUCCAGACAACUCACUCGACACCUGCAGGAGUUGAAGGCAGCUGGAGUGUAGAAAAUCCUAACAUUGUGUCUGUUGACAGCCGCGGCUAUGUCAAAUCUUUACAAGAAGGAGAAACCUACAUCCACUACAAAGAAAAAAGCAUGGACCUCAAAAGCCUAGUCGUCGUCAGCAAGAUCAAAGCUAUAAAUCUCGCCCCUGGUGCUCCUUCCCACAUCACGAACUAUGAAAAGCACCCCCACUACCAAGAAAACUACAAAAUUCCUCUAAAACUCUAUCUAGACUCAGAAAAAACAAAAGAAUUAGCUCCUACAAGAGACGAAGACAAAAAAUUAAUAAAACAAAACAUCAGCAUGAGAUGUAUAACUCCCAGUCACUCUGAAUGGGUAACCGUUAGCAGUGCAGAAGACAAAACUAGCCGAUCUGAAGAGCCAAAUAGCUACUCUUGUAUUAUUACUCCUAUACAAAAUCCUGCAUCUAUUUCUAUCCCUCCAAAGGAAAUUGCAAUAAAAGUCAUUUUCAGUGCUAAAGAUAAAUCACUUUAUACUCAGGAAGCCACUGUAUAUCUUCCAUUUAUAUCAAAAUUUGUCAUCCCUACGUCAGAUAAACAAGUUAUCUUGUCAGGGAGGGUUACCAAACAUGUGGUACAAAUAGGUGGAAACUGCCAGACGAUACAGGCGAAUUCUGAUUUGUCGUUAAUUACUGUUCAAAAGUCAGAAGUCAGCGGAAAAUGCCAGCUGGAAAUUGGGAUUAUGGGUGCGGAUACUGAUAUGAGGCAAAGGAAAGUGGAGGUUAUUGAUAGUGUCACAGGGCAAAAAGAAGAUAUUUAUGUGACUUAUUAUGUGGAAGCUGGAAAAAUUGAUACUUCAGCGCCUUUUAGCUUGCAUGAUUUGCUAGUUAUAGUGGCUUUAGCAUUUUUAGUUUACAUUCUUUAUUAUUUCUUCAAGAGUUCGCCACCUGGACAUACACCGGUGAGGAUCCCACAAGCUCAGUCUGGAAUGCAUCAGCCAAGAGCUCCACAAGCACAUUUAUUCCCACAGCCUAUGAGGCAAACUCCAAAUAUAUCUGCAGGACCUGCUUCAUCACCUGGAUCAUCAGCUUAUAAACAAACAGCGUAUAGGCCAAACUAUUAG
Molecule: messenger RNA, 5991 nt
Organism: Blepharisma stoltei
Lineage: Eukaryota; Ciliophora; Heterotrichea; Heterotrichida; Blepharismidae
Source: the annotation of a GenBank genome assembly